Dermacentor silvarum is the source of this 435-nucleotide messenger RNA. Its product is annotated as RYamide receptor. Bases 1 to 435 code for a protein of 144 amino acids. Gene Ontology annotation, biological process: neuropeptide signaling pathway. The record is from RefSeq and is a predicted model, not a curated record. The transcript has a single exon. Lineage: Eukaryota; Metazoa; Arthropoda; Arachnida; Ixodida; Ixodidae. Gene Ontology annotation, molecular function: neuropeptide receptor activity. Gene Ontology annotation, cellular component: membrane.
AUGAUCAAGAUGAUGAUCACGGUGGUGACGGUGUUCAUGUUGAGUUGGUUGCCGCUGAACACCUACAUCUUGCUGUCGGACCUGGACCCGGGCGUGAACAACUACGAACACAUCCGUUACGUCUACUUCGUCAUCCACUGGCUUGCCAUGAGCCACGCUUCGUACAACCCGCUCAUCUACUGCUGGAUGAACUCGAAGUUCCGCGAAGGCUUCUGCCAGCUGUUCCGGCGCUCGCAGCUCUGCUGGCCUGCGCGGCUGCGCCACCGGCACCCGCUGCGCAAGGAGUCCGCUGCCGAGGUUGCCGCGCUGCGCCGUUGCAAUACGUACACCACGUACGUGAGCGUGCGCGCAGUGCCGGGAUCCAGCUUCCGCUUCACCAAGGAUGCCGCGCAAACCAACGGCAAGCCGAGGCGCUACGAGGACUCCAGGGUUUAA